Molecule: messenger RNA, 2538 nt
Organism: Anguilla anguilla (European eel)
Lineage: Eukaryota; Metazoa; Chordata; Actinopteri; Anguilliformes; Anguillidae
Gene: tekt2
Product: tektin 2 (testicular)
Exons: 10
Coding region: 98-1375 (425 amino acids)
Biological process (GO): cilium assembly; cilium movement involved in cell motility
Cellular component (GO): microtubule cytoskeleton; nucleus
Source: RefSeq, a predicted model, not a curated record
CGUUACCUGGCAACGGACCGCUUGGUUAGUUGAUCAGACAAGAGCAGACGUACUGAGUCAGUUCCGACAAGGCGAUAGCCCGUCAGUCACAGUUAAGAUGGCCACCCUUAGCGUCAAGCCGGGGCACCGCUACAGCGUGCCCGACUGGGAGACCAGCAACAGGCAAAUAGCGGACACCGCAGGCGACAAGCGGAACGUAUCGCAUGAGGUCCGCCAGGAGGCCCGGACUCUACGCAAUGAGACCUCCAAUAAGACUUUCUGGGACAAGAGCGACAGCUCUCGCAGGCUGAGAGACAGAAUCACGGACCUAUCGCGCUGGAAGGAGAACUUGGCGGCCUGUGCGCGGGAGGUGGACGCCGAGAUGGAAGCCCUCACGCUGACUAAGGAGGAGUUGGAGAGGACGCUGGCCGCCACGGCUCUCCCCCUCGAGGUGGCGGUCGAGUGCCUCACCCUGAGGGAGCGUCGCCGCGGGACCGAGCUGGUCAACGACCCCGUGGAGGCGGAGCUUAAAAAAGAGGUGGAGGUGAUCGGCGGGAUCCAGAGGACGCUGCAGCACCGAAUCAGCAAAGCUUUCGAGCAGAUCUGUUUGCUGCAGGAGGCGAGGCACCAGCUGACCUGUGACAUCCAAAACAAGAUGGACGCCCUAGACGUGGAUGGCACCUGUCUGCUGCUCACCGAGACCUCUCGAGAUAUCUCUCUGAAGCCCAAUCCCAUGCGCAUGCUCCCGGGUUUCACUAGUCCCCAGCAGUGGGAGCUGUUCAGCCGGUCCAAUGUGAGCCGGGCCCAGGAGGAGAUGCAGGCUUCACAGCAGCUGAGGGGAGACAUGAAGCUGACCAAGGCUCAGGUCCUGAUUGAGCUGCAGGCCCAGCACAUGGCCACGGACUUUGCCCUCCGAAAACGUGCCCACCAGCUGGAGCGGGCCUGCGACGAGAUGGCCUGGCAGCUGAAGCAAACUAAAGAUGAGAUGACAGAGCUGGAGCAGGACAUCCGUGGGCUGGAGGAUGACCUUGUGGCCAAAACCGCUCCCCUGAAGCUGGUCCACACCCGCCUGGAGAACAGAACCAUGAGGCCGGGGGCGGACCUGUGCCGAGAUGAGGUGCAUUUUGGCCUGGUGGAGGAGGCGCAGCAGCUGGAGGCCACCAUUAGGGCCCUGAAGGAGAAACUGGCCCAAGCACAGCAUUCACUCCAGGCCCUGCAGCAGCACCAGGCCUGCAUGGGGGAGGACCUGUCCCGCAAGCAGGACGCCCUCACCCUGGAGCAGCGCAGCCUGGAGACCCGCCAGCGCCUCGUGGCCACCGCCCAAACCGAGCUGACCCCCAGCGCCGUCGUCCCGCUCGCCAACUCCAGCGGGAGGCACGCCCUGGACCUGCUUUAACCCUGCCCGAAGUUAUAACCCCGCGCCCAACGCACUGCACCCUGGUCUCUACACACCCCUCCCAUCCUGUUAAAUCGCUGCACUGUUUUUUUGAGGGUUUGUGUUCUUUGAGUCCGCAUGUGUUAUUGUGCUCUUGUACUUGGUUCGAUUUAGUUAGGAUGCGUGUUUCUUCUGUAGGAAAACUGACAUUUCUCACUGUGUUGUAUUGCUGCUGUAUAUCCAGUUAUAUACAUUCAAUUGUAAUAUGUUAUAUAAUGUCUUAUAGUCUAUAUUACAUUGCAUAUGUAUUAUUAGGAUUUAAUGAUUUUGAGUGUUUGCAAGUGUAUUGCCACAGUGCACUUAUUGUAUUAACAGAAAGACCAGUAAAGCAGUGACAUUGCAUGCAUUUCUGUGCUUUCCCUUUGGUAUGAAUCUUGGAAAGACUAGAGUUAGAAAUCAGCUCUCUUUGUCUCUAGUCAGUAGCUCCAGAGGAGAUCAGAUUGAGGUCAAAGGUCGGUCAUGGGGAGUGUAUGGGUGUGCACUCAUAAUUAAAUUUCUCAGUAACUUAGAUGGAUUGAUACUCUUCUGUUCCUCUGGCGUUUGUAUCGGUGUAUCAGAUUGACUAAUUGAGUUCUUUUUCCUCUGGGUAUUCUGUGAGAAGGAUCUUUCAGAUCAGCGUUGAUCUGAUUGGUGGACAGAAGUGGGAGGAGCGGUUUUGUUCAUGACAUCACAUCAGGCCACCAGUGUAAACAGGCUGGGUGUGGACCAGCUCUCCAGCUUCACAGGGGACUCACGUGAACUUGCUUCCUGACACCUGACCCAGCUCAUUACUCCACCUUUAUUUGACAAAGCGGCGCAUGCAACAUACAGUUAGCAUAAGGAAGCAAGAGCCGCCACAGUGUUAGGGUUAGGGUUAGGGUUAGGGUUGCAGACAGUCGAACCUGCGUGAACAUGCGUGUAUCAUAUAUACAGGUUCUUUCACUGUUCAAUUACCAUUAUUUGCAUUGUUUUUUUGCCACACUGCCAGCUUAAUGUGGGCUAUUAAGCAGAGGGAAAAUAUUUUUCUGCACAAUAGACUGAUUUACGAGGACAUGCACUUUGUCGUGUAAUGUGGAAAGAGAUAAGGAACUGUAAACACUCCGGGGAGGGUUUUUUAUCCAUAAUAAAAGCGUUAAGCCGCCCAA